This is a messenger RNA of Teleopsis dalmanni, 894 nucleotides long. RefSeq lists its product as uncharacterized. The transcript has 3 exons. The record is from RefSeq and is a predicted model, not a curated record. Bases 287 to 646 code for a protein of 119 amino acids. Lineage: Eukaryota; Metazoa; Arthropoda; Insecta; Diptera; Diopsidae.
UAAAAAUUUUCAAAAUAAAAUAGAAUUCGUUUUUGGUUCCGUUUUGGCUCUAUUUGGCGAGUAAUUUUUCUUAUACUGAUGCACUUCUGAAAAAACUUAAAGCUUACUUUGGCAUAGAUUACCUCUGAAAUAUAUUUUUUUAAAACAGAAAAUAUAUUUUUGUAGUCUUUUAUGGUAAGCAAGCCAGAGCUUGUUUAUAUGUCAAUAUUAGCCUGCUUUUUAAUUUGCUAAACAUUGGGCUAACUUUGUUAUAAGUCACUAAAAUCACUAAGUAACAGAUCGUAAAAUGGUGGAAGAAGAAGCACCAGAAAAAGAACCCGGACUUCCAACUAUGGAGGAACUUGAUGAUACUGGCGAAAUUGAGCUUUUACCGUUUUACAAUGAUGAGGACCUGUCUAGUGAAAAUAGUGACGAUGAUAUUGAAGACUUGACUUCGGAAGCUUCAGUAAACGAGAAUAUUGAAUAUAUUGCAUCAAAUAAUAACGCUGAGUUAGAGUCCACUCCAAACGAGGAUCAGAAUAUUUUGUGUAAAAUCUGUCACAUCAAUUGUGGAGCAAAUUAUGAUACCAUGAUCUACAUUAUAAGUUUCCCUUCUGAAGAGAAUGACAUCAUUGAAAUAUCUUCCCUCUUUGAAGAAUCGUCUUGAGGUACUUCAUCGCUUUUUUUACACCUUUAGGAUUUAGUUCAAUUACGAUGAAUAUGAAGCUUUCUAAACUUUUUGUAAACGCCUUAACGAUUAAAUUGAUGUCUUGAAACGUAUAAAUUAAGUGAAUGAUGUGAAAAAAUUGGAUUGGACUGAAAAUGAAUAUGGAAGCCUAUAACGUAAAUAAUAAUAUUUUCUUAAAAUUUUUUUUUUAACCAAAAGUGACUGAUACUCGUAUAUAUACACACAAC